This is a messenger RNA of Ramularia collo-cygni, 333 nucleotides long. RefSeq lists its product as uncharacterized. The record is from RefSeq and is a predicted model, not a curated record. NCBI's taxonomy places the organism in Eukaryota, Fungi, Ascomycota, Dothideomycetes, Mycosphaerellales, Mycosphaerellaceae. The transcript has a single exon. Bases 1 to 333 code for a protein of 110 amino acids.
AUGGAACUCUUCGAAAACUCUCCUAACACAAUGGACGACGCCCUUGCCCGCCAAAAAAGCCCAAGUGCUCGCUCGCCCAUCGCAUCUUCUCCCGCUCCCAUUCCACCCGACCGACUCGCCCAUCGCAUCCUCAGCAAGAACAGCCCCGCCCGACUCGCCCAAUCCCUCCUGGGCUCCAAGAUCCAAAAAACGCCGCCACCCGAAACCUCUCACCUGGAAAUCCUCCCAUCGAGAAUUCAAGUCCGACCAAGCGAGAAAAUCCACCCUCCGCCGUACCGCGAGACGAAAUCCGGCCCUCCCGCACCGUCGCUGCAAAGAUUGGAUCUUCCAUGA